AUGCUGAUAGGUUAUGAGCUUUCAAAAGAGGACGAGGCGGCAGUGGGAAAGGACGAGCUUGAGGUUAGGCGAGAAGACCAAGACAAGAUCAACAAAUUCAGCAGAUUACACCAACGUGAAACGGCUUUGGAGGAUGAGCUCAAGGUCAAAGCUAAGGACAAGGAGGAUCUUGAGGAAUUGUCAAACGAGUUGGAGCUAGCGGAUGAAGACGACAAAAUCCCGUACAAGAUUGGCGAUACCUUUGUGUCAUUGCCGCUUCCAGAGGUGCAGGAGAUGCUCGCCUCGUCCACGGAACAGAUUGAGGAGUCUGUGUCAGCAGUCGAGGGGAAAUUGAGCACUGUCCGAGAAGAGAUGGAGCAAUUGAAGGUUCAACUUAACCAUGACUCCCUCUUCCAUGGCUUCAAGCAUCUGCUUCUCCACAAAUUCUCUGGCUUUGAAUCGCCGUUAUAUAUUUCGAGAUCCCUGGGCAAGAACUUCAAUGUGCGUCACUGGGGGAACAUGAGCCGUUCUAAAUACGGUCAAGGGCUCCAAUGCCUUAAUCAUGACAUUGCAGUCUCCUCGGACAUACAUGUGGAGGACAAGAGCUGGGAGAGCGCUCUGGAUCAAUCGGACAGCAUAGGUCCAGAUGGUAAUUGCACACAUGAAUCGUCCGCGUCUUCCGCGGAAGACACCAGGAAAGUUGAUGACCGCAUCAAGAUCGAGGAGGAGGACAUACAUGGCAAGCCAGAUCACGAAGAGAGGAUCAUUGUGUCCUUCCCUGAUGGAGACCCUGAGAAUCCGUACAAUUGGCCUAUGAGGAAGAAAAUAUACAUCCUACUCGCGGGAAUCGUAGCAGUCAUCAACAGCACGCUGGGAUCCUCUCUGCCCAGCAACGCCAUCAACUACAUUGCCCCGUAUUUCCACGUCACCGACGAACAGCAACUCGUUCUUCCGAUAUCCCUAUUCUUGGUUGGAUAUGUACUUGGACCAUUGAUCUUCGGACCUCUCAGUGAGACAUAUGGAAGAAGAAUCAUCAUGCUGUCCAGCUUCGUGGUUUUCACACUCUUCACGAUGGCCUGUGCCUUGGCACCAAACUGGCCUGCAUUCCUGGUAUUCCGUCUCAUAUGUGGCAUCAAUGCUUCGAGUGCUAUAGCUGUGGUGGGAGGUCUAUACGCAGAUGUUUUUGGCAAUCCAGUCAUCAGAGGGCGAGCAAUGGCAAUUUUCAUGGCUGCCACGACGUGCGGUCCUAUGUUGGCUCCUCUAAUAUCAGGCUUUGUCUCCGUCGUCUCGUGGCGGUGGACGUUCUGGGUCGGCUUGAUAGUCGCUGGAGCCUCGCUCGCCUUCCUCAGUCUCCUCCCAGAGACCUACGGUCCAAUCAUCCUGAAGAAGAGAGCAAAUCGCAUGCGGAAGGAGUCUGCAAACCCUAAUAUAUUCGCAGCUAUCGAGCUCGAGAAGAAGGGCGCUCGACAAAUGAUGACUGUUACUCUCAUGCGACCAGUCCAUAUGAUCGUUUAUGAAGCCAUCGUCCUGUUCACCUGCCUCUACCUUUCCAUCGCAUACGCUAUAUUCUACCUCUUCUUCGAGGCGUACCCGAUUAUUUUCGAGGGUCUUUACCACAUGAAUACUGGGGUAGCUGGUCUGGCUUUUCUACCCAUCAUGGUUGGGGCUGUCAUCGCCCUCGGCAUCUUCUUAUGGUACGAUACAAUUCUCCAACGAGCUAAGAAAGCCAAUGCGAACUGGGCUUCUAUCGAGGAGUAUCGUCGACUACCGCUUGCCUGCUUGGGUGGCCCGCUCUAUGUCAUAUCGCUUUUCUGGUUGGGAUGGAGCGCUUCUCCUCACGUCCAUUGGAUCGUACCCAUGCUCGCAGGCGUGCCAUUCGGCAUGGGCUUCAUGCUCAUCUUCAUGGCACUACUCAACUACAUCACUGAUGCUUACGAGGUGUACGCUGCGAGUGGCAUGGCUGCAACGAGUUGCUGCCGUUCGAUAUUUGGAGCGGUACUGCCAUUGGCCGCGGCACCCAUGUACAAAUCACUGGGAGUUUCAUGGGCAAGCACUUUGCUUGGCUUCCUCAGUCUGGCUAUGUCUAUCAUACCUUUUGCCUUUAUCAAGUACGGCGAUCGAAUACGAGAAAAUAGCAAGUUUUGUCAGGAGUUGAAGAAGAGAAAGGAGCAGAUAGCAAUGGAGAAUGAGAAGGAAAAGGACAAGUCUGUUGGUCAUAGACACGCAGCUAGGCCGGAAGAGCUCGAGUCUGGCGAAAAGGAAUAG
Messenger RNA from Letharia lupina, 2244 nucleotides. RefSeq lists its product as uncharacterized. NCBI's taxonomy places the organism in Eukaryota, Fungi, Ascomycota, Lecanoromycetes, Lecanorales, Parmeliaceae. Gene Ontology annotation, cellular component: prefoldin complex. The record is from RefSeq and is a predicted model, not a curated record. Gene Ontology annotation, molecular function: transmembrane transporter activity. The coding region runs from base 1 to 2244 and encodes 747 amino acids. The transcript has 7 exons. Gene Ontology annotation, biological process: protein folding; transmembrane transport.